AUGUAUAAAAUAACUUCAUUCUUAAGCUUUACCCAACAGGCCCACUCCUUAUCUUUAUGUACAAAGGACUGGUUUUCCCUUUUACUCGAUAUCUCAAAAAUCGCCGCACCAUACCAAAAAUAUCUCACCACUCAAAUUCAGCUGUCAAUGGACGCUAGCCGAGAAGCUGACAUCUCUGUGUUGCCUGAAGGUUGCAUAUCAGACGUGCUGUCGUUUACGACUCCUCGCGAUGCCUGCACUUUGUCCACCGUCUCUUCUCUGUUCAACAAUGCCGCCCAAUCCGACGCAGUCUGGGAGAGGUUCCUGCCUGCUGAUUUUCGCUCGAUUAUCUGUCGCUCCGGCGAUCAUCAUUCUCUUUUGGCUUCCUCCUCUUCAAAGAAACACCUCUUCUUCAGACUCUGCCAAAACCCAAUCCUCAUCGACGACGGCAGAAGGAGUUUUGUGUUGGAUAAAUGGACUGGGAAGAAAUGUUAUAUGCUGUCUGCAAGAGACCUCGCAAUUGUCUGGAGCGAUACUCCCGAUUAUUGGAGAUGGGUACCCGACCCGGGUUCCAGAUUUGCAGAAGUGGCUGAGCUUAUCGGAGUAUGUUGGCUUGAAAUCAAUGGCAGAAUUAAUACACAAAUGUUGUCCCCAGCAACAAUGUAUACAGCUUACUUGGUGUUCAAAUUAGCAACAGGAGCUUCUGGGUUUCGAUCCCAGAAUGCAGAGGUCAGUGUGGGACUUGCAGGAAGUACUUUCAGCUUUAAGCGUAGUGUUCUUUUGGACGCAAGAAUAGGACGGGGGCGUAAUUUGCUUCUCGACAACUGGUUCGGGUCGAAAGCAUAUGUGCCUGCUGGAGGAGGCGAUGGCAGAUACCCUGAAGUGAGAAAAGAUGGAUGGCUGGAGAUUAAAUUGGGGGAGUUUUUGAACAAGGAAAGCGAAGAUGGGGAAUUGGAGAUGAGUAUUACGGAGGUGAAAGGUGGUCACUGGAAACAUGGCCUUGUCGUUCAAGGAAUAGAGAUUAGGCCAAAAAUAGAGUAAUUAGGGAUAAUCUUGUAGGUUUAUUUUAAUUAAUUAAUAAGAACCAUUGUAAUCUUUUCGUUAAUUUAUGAUUAUACCUAAAUGUUUUAAUUUUG
Molecule: messenger RNA, 1115 nt
Organism: Manihot esculenta (cassava)
Lineage: Eukaryota; Viridiplantae; Streptophyta; Magnoliopsida; Malpighiales; Euphorbiaceae
Product: putative F-box protein PP2-B12
Exons: 4
Coding region: 1-1020 (339 amino acids)
Molecular function (GO): protein binding
Source: RefSeq, a predicted model, not a curated record